Messenger RNA from Mustela erminea (ermine), 417 nucleotides. RefSeq names its product non-histone chromosomal protein HMG-14-like. Gene Ontology annotation, molecular function: nucleosomal DNA binding. The record is from RefSeq and is a predicted model, not a curated record. Gene Ontology annotation, cellular component: chromatin; nucleus. The transcript has 2 exons. NCBI's taxonomy places the organism in Eukaryota, Metazoa, Chordata, Mammalia, Carnivora, Mustelidae. The coding region runs from base 1 to 417 and encodes 138 amino acids.
AUGCCUAGAGAAAUAGUCGUACCACUUACAGAAAUAGUUAAGGCAGACCAAGGAAGGGAGCUACAAGAUAUGAUCGACUUGGGAUCUCCUGGGGCUAGAAGAGAGGCAGUGGCCAGGCAGCCCAAGAGGGAGGUCCACUCUGCUGUGGAGGCCGCGAAGGAGGGGACCAGGAGGGGCUCCUCGAGGUUUCCAGGGCCUGCUUCUGCAAAAGUGGAAAUGAGCCAAAAAAGGCAGCAGGCAAGGAUGAAACUUCAGACAAAAAAAGUGCAAACAAAAGGGAAAAGGGGAGCAGAGGGAAAACAGGAGGAAGUGGCUAACCAAAUGACUAAAAAAGACUUAUCUGCAGAAGAUGGAGAAGCUAAAAACGAGAUUCCAGCUUCUGAUGAAGCAGGAAAGAAAGAAGCAAAAUCCGGUUAA